Drosophila biarmipes is the source of this 507-nucleotide messenger RNA. RefSeq names its product male-specific sperm protein Mst84Dc. The transcript is spliced from 2 exons. The coding region runs from base 181 to 369 and encodes 62 amino acids. The record is from RefSeq and is a predicted model, not a curated record. Lineage: Eukaryota; Metazoa; Arthropoda; Insecta; Diptera; Drosophilidae.
GCUCGUGCUCCCUUUUCCGAAGUCAGCCCAUUCCAGUCUAGUCACUUGUUUUGUAAACAGCUCGUACGCUUCCACCAGUACUGCCAAAAGUUCAAAAAAAUUCCGUGUUUAAAAUAAAAUUGGAAAUUGGAAAUCUUUUCUUACGCGUAUCUCUACGAAACCGAACUUUAGCCCAUUAAGAUGUGUUGCCAAGGAGCCUGUGGAUCGGUAUCCUAUGCCUUGGCCUACGGACCCGUUGGACCCGCUCUGCCUGCCAUGAACUACCAAAACUGCUGCUGCGGCCCCAAUCCGCCCUGUGGUCCCUGGACUUGCCCACCGAACAGGUGCUGUUGCGCCGGCGAGUGGGGCUGCUUCGGACCCUUCUACUGAAGACCCCUGGGAUGCGGAGGAGUCUAUAAAAAACCACGUAGAAGGACGUGGAAUUUUUUUGUUCUUUUGGUUUGAGCCUUGCUACCUUAUGUACAAAGGUCUAAGCAAAUCAAUAAAUUAGUGUCUUUAAAGUAAAAA